UUUACACAUCAUAGAACCAUAUGAUAUGAUGAAUAGUCUGCUCUGGCUCCCAGAAUACCCAACAACAUUCCAACCUGGAUGGGACAUAGAAGAAAUCCAUGCCACAUUCUUCAAAUGCAUCAGUUGGCAACUGGAAGAAACUCUUGAUACAAUCACCUGCCCUUACCAUUAUGUCUGUGAUAGAACACACCCUGCAGAUAAUUACCCUCCUGCAGUUGAUAUCUUAGUCUUUCUUUUCACUACAGCUUCUUACUUUAUCACACUUGUCAUUGUGAUAAUGGAUGUAAUAACCUCCGGAACAGGAAGAGGAAGAAUCCUCUUGAGUCAGUCAAAAAGGUUCUUGUUACCCUCUGGUCCAAUUUCCCUGCCUCUUAUAAUCUUAGCCUUUGCAAAAGGUCCUCAAAUUAACACAAUUUUCCCACUCUCUUGCACUGGUCCCGCAAUUCUUCUGCUAGUCCUUAUUUCUGCCUUAUCCUUUGACAAUGGAAUUGAACCCCAUAAGGACAUAAAGUACACAUUUUUUGCAGCAUCAACAAUCUCUGGCAUUUUGCAUGCAAGCUUGUAUCUUGAUUCUGUUGUGCUGCCUUAUUACACAGGUUUUGAUGCAUUGAUGACUUCAACAUUUUCAGGUGAGUGUGUGUCUUGUAUAUGCAGGAAAGAAGCUUUGGUUGUGGGAGGGAAACUAGUGAGGUACAGGGGUUGGUCAAUGACAACAUUUUUUGUUGUGGGUGUUCUGUGUUUGAGGCUUGUGUGUAAAAUCUCAGGAGAAAAUGCAUGGAAAUUAAUGUUAUCCAUCAAAACCUUGAUGAAAAAGUUGAGCUGGAUUUUGAUAACUGUGGAUUGUGUUUAUCUGAUAGCAAACUCACCACCAGAGAGAGCAAUGUUGAGAGCUGCUGCUUUUGGAAGCAUAUUUGUUUUGAUUUUGCUUCAUGUCCUCAAAGAGGCAUGCAGUCAAAUUUACACAUUGGCUUGUGUAGCAGAAAAAUUGAGAAGGAUGCCAACAUCAUUGCAAACAGUGUAAAGAAAAUAACAAAACAAUUAACAAAAUCAAAUUGGAUUUUGGGAAAUUAGUCGCUUACUUUUAUUGUAAUUUCCCAGAUAGCUAUUGGUUUACUUUUAAUUGCUAUUGGCUUACAAGUUACAAAUAAUAGUAUGGGAUAACUUAGAUCACAGACAAGGGUUUUAGGUUAAAAUAGAUGGACUUUGGAUUUCUUUUUUUGUACUGGUAUAAUUGUCUGUUUCAGUGUGUUCGAAACAAUUUUAAAAUGUUUAAAUUGUUGAUACGUUCUUGUUUGCAUAAAGGUUA
Messenger RNA from Lotus japonicus, 1306 nucleotides. RefSeq lists its product as uncharacterized. The record is from RefSeq and is a predicted model, not a curated record. The transcript has a single exon. Lineage: Eukaryota; Viridiplantae; Streptophyta; Magnoliopsida; Fabales; Fabaceae. Bases 26 to 1021 code for a protein of 331 amino acids.